AUCACCGCCGCCACCACCCCUCCCGCCCUGUUCUCUUUCUGGUCGGGCCGGUCGGUUCCGCGAGCGCCUGGCAGAGACUGAGAGGGAGAGAGAGAGAUUGAAAGAGGAGGGAGGAGGAGGAUUCAGGGAGUAGGAGCUGGGGAGCCCUUCUGCGCCACAGAAUAUUUUUGAAGCAUUGGUGAAGGAAGACUCUGUGAAUGAAGAAGACUGUUUUAAAAGGAAAAUGAUCAAUGGCUGGCUGUGGCACUGUUAUACUGUAUUGCUCAGUUUCCCCGCCUGGGGCUGUAUAAUUUUGCAUUUCCACGGGAGUUCCUGUUUCACCACGGCCUUGCCAGCAAUAUACUGUGAAACUUCUCCAUUUUUUUGAUAGGUAUUUGCUGUUUUUCCAGCAGCAUAAUUGAAGGAGUACUCUGCUGAUCUUUAUUUCUCGAUUCUUCUUUACGUCCUGUUUGCCACCCAAGACUCUUGUAUUUGGAGAACUCUGUUGUGCUGAUCCUUCAAUCACCUUUGACCCACAACUAGAGCAUGCAUAUUCAAGUGUCAGUUAGAUUUGUGGAUCAGUAAAGUUCUUCUAAAAAGGUAAUCACUUUUGCUGACCCUGUCCAGUACUCACAAUGUAUCACUCCUUGUCCGAAACCAGACAUCCCCUGCAGCCAGAAGAACAAGAAGUGGGUAUUGACCCCUUGUCCAGUUACUCGAACAAGACAGGAGGAGACUCAAAUAAAAAUGGAAGAAGACCAAGUUCUACAUUAGAUUCUGAUGGGACUUUUAACUCUUAUAGGAAAGAAUGGGAAGACCUAUUUGUAAACAACAAUUACUUGGCAACAAUAAGGCAGAAGGGGAUUAAUGGGCAGCUGAGAAGCAGCAGGUUCCGCAGCAUUUGCUGGAAGCUAUUUCUUUGUGUUCUUCCUCAAGAUAAAAGUCAGUGGAUAAGUAAAAGUAAAGAACUAAGAGCAUGGUAUAGCAACAUCAAAGAAAUACACAUCACAAACCCAAGGAAGGUCGUGGGCCAGCAGGACUUGAUGAUCAAUAAUCCCCUUUCCCAGGAUGAAGGGAGUCUUUGGAACAAAUUUUUCCAAGAUAAAGAACUUCGAUCAAUGAUUGAUCAGGAUGUCACAAGAACGUUUCCUGAAAUGCAGUUUUUCCAACAAGAAAAUGUGAGAAAAAUUCUUACAGAUGUUCUUUUCUGUUAUGCUAGAGAAAACGAGCAGUUGCUUUAUAAACAGGGCAUGCACGAGCUGUUAGCGCCCAUCGUCUUUAUUCUCCACUGUGACCACCAAGCUUUUCUCCAUGCCAGUGAGUCUGCACAACCAAGUGAGGAAAUGAAAACUCUCUUGAACCCCGAGUAUCUGGAACAUGAUGCCUAUGCGAUGUUCUCACAGCUCAUGGAAACUGCUGAACCUUGGUUUUCUACUUUCGAGCAUGAUAAUCAAAAGGGGAAGGAAACAUUGAUGGCUCCCAUCCCCUUUGCUAGACCACAGGACUUAGGGCCAACAGUUGCUAUUGUUACCAAAGUCAACCAGAUCCAAGAUCAUCUACUGAAGAAGCAUGAUAUUGAGCUUUACAUGCACUUGAACAGACUAGAAAUCGCACCACAGAUAUAUGGGUUACGGUGGAUACGGCUGCUGUUUGGGCGAGAGUUCCCCCUACAGGAUCUGCUGGUGGUCUGGGACGCCUUGUUUGCAGACGGCCUCGGCCUGGGCUUAGUCGAUUAUAUCUUCAUAGCCAUGUUGCUCUACAUCCGAGAUGCUUUGAUCUCUAGUAACUACCAAACCUGUCUCGGCCUUUUGAUGCAUUACCCACGAAUUGGGGAUGUCCACUCACUGAUCCUUAAGGCUCUGUUCCUUCGAGAUCCAAAGAAAAAUCCAAGACCAGUGACUUAUCAGUUCCAUCCAAAUUUGGAUUAUUACAAAGCAAGGGGAGCAGACCUCAUGGACAAGAGCCGGACCAAUGCCAAAGGCACUCCCCUGAAUAUAAAUAAAGUCUCUAAUAGCCUGAUUAAUUUUGGAAGGAAGUUGAUUUCUCCAGCAAUGGCCCCAGGCAGUACCGGUGGCCCUGUAUCCGGAGGCAGCUCCUCCAUGGCUGUGGCUCCCACCAGGACCUUACCAACCUUAGCAGAGGCCCCCAGACAUCAUUUGCAGCAGCAGCAGCAACAGCAGCAGCAGCAGCAGCAGCAGCAGCAGCAGCAGCAGAGACUCCUGAAAUCAGAAAGCAUGCCAGUGCAACUGAACAAAGGACAAAGUUCUAAAAACAUCAGUUCAUCUCCAAGCAUUGAGAGUCUGCCUGCAGGCAGAGAAACCACUGGCUCCCCGCCGCUGUCUGCUGCUAAAAAGGAUUCCUUCUUCAGCACCAUCUCGCGCUCCCGCUCACACAGCAGAACCGUGGGCAGGAAAGAAUCGGAAGAAGAUUUAGAAGCCCAAAUUUCUUUCCUUCAAGGACAGCUGAACGACCUGGAUGCCAUGUGCAAGUACUGUGCAAAGGUGAUGGACACGCAUCUCGUAAACAUUCAAGAUGUGAUAUUACAAGAAAAUUUGGAAAAAGAAGAUCAAAUUCUGGUUUCCCUGGCAGGGUUGAAACAGAUCAAAGACAUUCUAAAAGGCUCCCUGCGUUUCAACCAGAGCCAGCUGGAAGCCGAGGAGAACGAGCAGAUCACCAUCUCCGAUGACCACUACUGCUCCAGCGGCCAGGGCCAGGACCAGGGCCAGGACCAGGGCCAGGGCCAGGGCCAGGGCCAAGGCCAAGGCCAGGGCCAAGGCCAGGGCCAGGGCCAGGGCCGGGAUGGCCAGAUGCCUGGGGCCACCACGCAGGCCUCAUCAGAAGCACCAGGGCACGCAGACAGAGGGAGCGCAGACGACUUCAUCCUGGUUUCCAAAGAAGAUGAGGGAGGCGGCGCCAGGGCAUCCUUCUCCAGCCAGGCCCAGCCUCUUCGCACGCUCAGAAGCAUGUCUGGGAAAGGUGAGGCCCUGGCCUGCUCCCCACUGGUUUUCUCUGACCCCCUGAUGGGCCCAGCCUCCGCGUCCUCCAGCAACCCCAGCUCCAGCCCCGAUGAUGACAGCAGUAGCAACAGUAAGGACUCCGGCUUCACCAUCGUGAGCCACCUGGACAUCUGACCACAGUGUCCAGGACGCCCACCCCCCAGCAGCCUCUGCGCCCCACUGAGGCUCCCCGCAGUGGAGACCCCUCUGAAACCAGCGCUGCUUUCCCAGCAUGCACGUGGCACCAGAAGGGCCCACAGAACCCUUUAGAGAAAAGCAGACGGCCACCAGGCGCACAGACUGCUGGUCACCGAAGUGCAGACAGGCUUUCCGGCCCCCCCCUAACCUGCCGCACCCUCACUCCGAGGUGCCCAGGACCACGCCUCCAGGAAAGCCGAACCCCCGUUCCAGCGACUUGUCCUCUGUCCUCUGCUCCCCAGCUGGGAAGGUGUGGCAGCACCAGCAGUGUUACCUAGGAGAAGAAAGAAGAGUUGGCUUCAGAUCUUCCUCCUCAGAGCAUCAGGCACAGGGACACUGAUCUCCAGAACACUCUCUGGAGAUCUGAGUGCCAUCCCGUGUCAUUUCUCCCUUGGGAAGUCGCAGGGCAAAGCCACAUGCCGUGGAAAGGACCGGUGGGUUCAGGGCUGGGAACAAACCAUUCAUUACUGACCUCCCAUAAAGUUACAUGAUCCUCUGACGCGGCUCUGCACUUAGGGCUCAUUCGGGUGUGAUGGGGUUGAGACUCCUCAUUCGUAUUUAUAAAUACAUUUCCAAGCCUCUGGCCAGAUCACUCUGCUUAUCACUGCCCCCCUUAAACAAUCACAUUUCACCUUUUAGCAUCUCGCACGCCGGAGAACAAGGUCCCUUUAAGCAGACCUUGCUUGCCCUGGGGAGCCUGGUUCUUUGGGCUUCUCCUGUGUGGACAGCGAGGCCUCUGGGCAGUGACACAGGCACUAAACAGCUGCCUGUGGGAGGGCGGGCGCUGUCGCAUCCCUGCCACCGCUCACUGUGACUUCUCUGCAGACAAAAGUGGUGUCCGGCCUCCCACUUCUCCAAGAAAAUGGUGAGGACUCGAGAGAGGAUUCUGGUCAGCUCUGCAGUUCGUUCUUAAAACUCCAGCGAGGAAAUCCCCCAACACACGAGCUUGUGGGAUGAGGACAGUCCCGUGCAUGUGGAGGUGUGCACAUUAGCUCCAGCUCCUGGCGCUGAGUGGUGGGCCACAUGUAUGUCCCAUCAAUGGUACUUCAUAAGCUCCCAAGGUCCCCGGAGUGAGUGGCCUUGCAGCUGCACAGUUGUCAUUAUUUUCUCUCAAAAGCUUGGGAAGGUGCCAGUGUCUUCAGUUCUGGAAGUGGGGAGGUGUCCUCGCGGGGCUGCAGGACAGACCGGGCAGGGCCAUGGAGCUGGCUGUCUCCUGGCGGCUGAGACACCGUCGUCUGCUCGCUUUCAGCAUCGCUUUGCCCUGAGAGCUGGAGUCAGGGCAGCAGAGUGUCCCUGGCCCCACGGUGGCCACCAGACACCUGCCACACCGACACGCUCUGGACUCCUUCCCCACCUAAGGGUCACUGCGACCUCCCAGCCCUGCCCACACUCCGGGGUAGGUCCUCCGUUCUGUGCUUCCGAGUUGGUGCCACCUGGAACCAGUGGGUCACUCAGAGGUGUUGCUUCUGUGGCCCCCACAUGCUGCCCACCCCUCCGAGGGGAGACACCCACGGCGGGUGGGUGCAGACACAGCGCCCUCAAUCCCCAUGUUUGUGGGGUGCGAGAAUGGAACCACUGUCUCACCUAAGUGAGUGACGUGUUUUUAUUUUUUAUAAUAGAGCAUUGUUUGCAUUUUUAUUAGUUACAGUGCUAUUAAAGAAUUUAUGUUGCUUUUUAUUACUCUAUCGGGUACUUAUGUUUAAUGGCACAUUUUUUAAAUGCUGAAUAUUUGAAACCUUUUCGUUUUUCUUCAAAAAUGUGGUAAUCAUUGGAACCUCUUGUGCUUUGAUUAUUAGCAGGUAAAGUUUAUAUAUAUAAAGCUUAGGUUAAUUUUCAUUAUCUCCUCCUUUUAUACUUAUCCCUGUGUUCAUGCAUUCCUCUCCGAUCAGUUUGGAAGUUUGAGUUGUAUGUGUACAUUACAUAUGAGAGAUACAGAUUAGAGAAAAAAUCAUUAUGACUCUGCCUUACCUUGCGUGUAUGCCAAGGGGCCAUAUAAAACUUGAAAACAUUUCAUUACAUGGGUAACUCUUCCACAGAUGACCUCCUGCUAACGUUCACUGCUAACUGCAGUCCGUUAAGAAAAACUGUCACUUUGGAGUGAAUGUGACUAACAGUAAACCAGGACCUCCGUCAUUUGCCUGCCCUGCAUAUGACUGAGCUGAUUCUUGUCAUCCUUCCUUCGAGGGUUUGAUUGUUCGCCAUUACCAAGGACGAGAUGGCAAAUGAUUAGAAAAUUCUGUGACAGUUCUGGUGUCUCCUAAUGACAACCUGCCACAGCUGACCCAAACUUAUUCUUUUUAUUUCUAUUUUACUGUUUCUUUAAGAAGCUGCCCCCAGGGGUCAUUACCGAACCAGAGUGGAUGGAGGACUUCCUCCUGCCACUGGGGGCGGCUGUCCUGUGGAGCCCACCACGAGGACCCACCACCCCUGCUCCCCCGCAGAUGUGCCCCCGGCCCAGCCCCUGUGUGCAGAGCAGGGCCCGGUGAGGCCGUGGGGCGGGAGAGGCCGGGAGGAGUUGAGGGCAGAAACUAGCACCCAAGGCUUCCUUGUCUCAGGCCAAAACCGCUUCCUCGGCGCUCCCUUCAGAGGCUCUCCUUUCAUAGUGUUAAACACACACAGAGUUCCUAUACGCGGGCUUGAGACCACUUUGAUGUAAAAGUUGCCAUAAUAAUUUUUCUCACAAUGGCGCAAUUCACUUGAUUUAUGGAAUACUCGUCUUGCCAUUUAUAUCUAUCGCUUUUUUCUCAUUCAUCUUGAUGCUGUAACUCAUAUUGAUUUAAGAACUGACUUUCCUCUUGGCAAAGCGAUCCCAUUCAGUACGAUUAUAAUAAAAGACUAAUGUGAAAC
Messenger RNA from Artibeus jamaicensis (Jamaican fruit-eating bat), 6020 nucleotides. It is a transcript of the gene TBC1D5, whose product is annotated as TBC1 domain family member 5. The record is from RefSeq and is a predicted model, not a curated record. Gene Ontology annotation, molecular function: GTPase activator activity. The transcript has 24 exons. The coding region runs from base 615 to 3110 and encodes 831 amino acids. NCBI's taxonomy places the organism in Eukaryota, Metazoa, Chordata, Mammalia, Chiroptera, Phyllostomidae. Gene Ontology annotation, biological process: activation of GTPase activity.